CUCGCCACCAGCUGACAAAAACGAAAAGCCAACGCGGAAGUAAAACUUCAAGCGGGUUUGUUUUGUUCUUGCCCACCAUUCUUUCCUCGUGGACGAAGCCGUACUGGCUGAAUACCCAACUCUCCGUCGACAGAAACAUGUCUAAACUACAAUUGUUUCGUGUGUUUGUAAAUGAGCGUUUAACAGCGGCAGCUGUGGAGAUUUUCGGGGCAGUUGAAGAAACGGUAGCGGAGUACCAGGAGGAGAAUGAUCGGCUACGGAGACUGCUGCGGGUCACACCGGAGAUAAAACGAUGCAGAAUAGACUCCCUGCAACUCUCUGUCUCUGAGGAGGAGGUUCUCCCUGAGCAGCAGCACUGUGAGCAGGAGUGGAGCCCCAGUCUGGGGCAGGAGAACCCAGAGCUUCCACAGAUUAAAGAGGAACAGGAGGAACUCAGGACCAGUCAGGAGGAAGAGCAGCUUCAAGGGCUGGAGGCUGAUAUCUUAGAGUUCAAAUUCACUCCUUCCUGUGUGAAAAGUGAAUGUGAUCAGGAGGACCUACUUCAGUCCUUGACUCUUCCCCAAACCCAGACUGUGGAGAACAGUGAGAGUGAUCCUAAACAAGUGGAUCUCACACCUUUUGUUACUGUGACCCACUUUAAGGGCCUCAGCAUUCCCUGUGACCCACCAGAUAAUACAAACAAUGCCUCUAGCCACAGCUCAGCCGUAAGCAGAAAUCCAGUAGGACUUGACAGCAGCCCAUCAUUGUAUCCAAACCCAGCGAUGGGGGAACUCUGUUUCAAACCCAGCACCACGUCUAGAAAAACUCACCACUGCCGUGACUGUGGUGAAAUGUUUGCUCUGAAAGCUGACCUGAAGAGUCAUGUGACUCUCGCCAUGCAGAGACCCAGCGAAUGCUGCGUCUGCAGAAAACACUACAACUCCAGCUGUAAACUGAAGGCCCAUGUCCGACUCUGUCGUGGUAGGAAACCGUGCACCAGCCCUGUUUUUAGCAAGACCUUCAAACUCAAUGCAGAUCUGUCCAAGCACAUGAGGAUUCACACAGGGGAGAAAUCAUUUAGUUGUGGAGACUGUGGGAAGCGCUUCAAUCGCAAGGGGAACCUUAUUGAUCAUAUUCCUAUUCACACAGGAGAGAAAGCAUUUAGCUGUGCUGACUGCGGAAAAAGAUUCAGUCAGAAGGGGACCCUACGGAAGCAUAGACUGACUCACACAGGAGAGAAACAAUUUAUCUGUGGAGACUGUGGGAAAAGCUUCUAUCAGAGAGGGGACCUAAGUAGGCAUAUACGGACUCACACAGGAGAGAAACUUUUUAUAUGUGGUGACUGUGGGAAAAGCUUCAAUUUGAAGGGGAACCUAAAGAAGCAUGAACUGACUCACACAGAAGAUAAACCAUUUAGCUGUGAUGACUGUGGGAAAAGCUUCAAUCACAAGUCUAAUUUACUGACACAUGUUAAAAACAUCCACAAAGGAGGAAAACAGGAGGAAAUCUUAAAGAACUGUUUAGUCACAAAAUUAGAAUAAAAAGGCAGGAUGUGGACAAUACUCUGAGUACACGCUCAUGGACUCACAUCUAUUGGUUGGUGGAGGACGACACGAUGAUACCUCUCCUAGGGACCUGCUCUCCAUGCUUCAGGAUUAAAGUUCCUCUGGUCUCUGAUCUAUUCUAUUGGUAACCUGCUGUUUCUCUCCACAGUGCUCUCUGCUACACUCUGGUUACUUUACAUCUGUCUGGAGGGAGAGAUAGAGGUCACAGAAUGAGGUUUCUAGUCUCAACACUCUCCAAGGCUUUUGAGGGGAAAAUACAUUUUUAGAAGAAAAUACCUGAAACAGUGUCACAGCCCGUUUAACCCGUUUGUAAUAUGUAUGCCCUUUGGAUAAAAUCUCCUGCUAAAUGGCAUAUACAAUGGAGUCUGAACUGAUUGACGUCCUUGAUAAAUAUGAGCGGUCAUGACUGUAUCAAAUAAAUCAUUCAAAUGCUGAGCUAUUUUGUAUGCUUAAAAAAAUUGGGAAAGUAUAUUAUUUUAUAUUAAUACAAAUGCUCAUAGAAAU
Messenger RNA from Oncorhynchus gorbuscha (pink salmon), 2048 nucleotides. RefSeq names its product zinc finger protein 184-like. Bases 138 to 1520 code for a protein of 460 amino acids. Lineage: Eukaryota; Metazoa; Chordata; Actinopteri; Salmoniformes; Salmonidae. Gene Ontology annotation, molecular function: RNA polymerase II cis-regulatory region sequence-specific DNA binding; DNA-binding transcription factor activity. The transcript is spliced from 2 exons. The record is from RefSeq and is a predicted model, not a curated record. Gene Ontology annotation, biological process: regulation of transcription by RNA polymerase II.